Molecule: messenger RNA, 3372 nt
Organism: Hypanus sabinus (Atlantic stingray)
Lineage: Eukaryota; Metazoa; Chordata; Chondrichthyes; Myliobatiformes; Dasyatidae
Exons: 3
Coding region: 696-1937 (413 amino acids)
Biological process (GO): response to endoplasmic reticulum stress
Cellular component (GO): endoplasmic reticulum; protein phosphatase type 1 complex
Molecular function (GO): protein phosphatase regulator activity
Source: RefSeq, a predicted model, not a curated record
UCUGCAAGUUUUGUUAAGCCAGCGCUUUUGACGCAGUUCAUGACAUCAACUGUAAACAGGGAUUUGCUUCCAAAAACAGUCGUUACGUUUACCACAAUUAAUCCAAUUAAAAUCGAACGAUUGGACAACAAUUUGAUAGUGCCUAAUUAGCUAUUAUAAUUCCUAGUUUUUGUCCCAUAAAGACCGCAAACAUUUGCUUAUCUUACAUUAAUGCUUUAUAAACCCAAGUAACUGCCUGGUUGAAUCAUUCAGCGAAAUUAUAUUUUGAAAAUCGGAUUGGCAAAUUCACAAACGCCACGAAGAACAAAAAUGAAUUAAUAACAACUGUGGGAGAGGUCUGUUGAGUGGGUUUAUUCAACACAAGUGGUGAUCGUAUUGGUGACGCAUUUGGGGGUGAUUUGCGGCUUCUCCCGUGCUUUGGUCGGAAUUUCCCGUGUGACGUUAUGGAAACUGUGGUGCCUGACGAUGCAGCAUAUGUUUCUACGUGAUUUCCUUCUGGAGAGGGGAUCUUUCGGAUUACAGAAGACAAGCAUUGCCCUCGAUUCGUUGUUCAUUGUUAGUGUUCGGGCUUUGGGAGCACCAAGUAGUGUUCAAGUUAUCAGAAGAUAAAGGCAAGGUUGCGUUGGUGUUAAACUGAUCAAGUGAGGCCAUCUUCCUUUGGUGUCGUGGCUCGGCUACAAGGCUGUUUCGGUGACAUGGUUCCCGUCAAGCACAUUCACAAUCAACACCCAACCACCUUUUUCGCCAGGGUUAGUUGUUCACUCUCCAUCCUGUGGCACUGUGGGCUGAUUCUGCUGACACAAGUCUUUCUUGGACUGUUGAUUAAGCUCCAUGCAGUUCUUCAGCUGUCCGUAUCAUCACAUCUCAAGCCUAUAGACAAGGGGCCACCAAGCAGUGAACAAGUGGUUGAAGUCAAAAAAUGCGACGAAAGAUUACUGAACAGGUUUGGAAGAGCAGAAAGAGCAUUUGGUAUCAAUGAUGACAGUAGCCUGCAGUGCAGAUUCAUAAAGACUGCCAAAGGAAUUAAUUCUCAAUUGACCUUAAAUGAAUGUAAUUUAACUGACCACAAAAUAAUCUCCAUGCUUCCAUUUAAAUCAGAAAAAAAUGCUCAGCCCAGUACUGAGGAGGACUAUUGUCAACCUUAUCUGAAUAAUAAGAUCAACCAAGAGUUCUUCAGAGAUGAUGCUAACUGUACGACUGAUGGCAAAUGUGUGGUUGUCAGGUACCCUGUCAAUCAAAGUGCAUUUACAAAAAUGAUUAUGAGAGAAUGGAAGAUUAAAGAGGAUGAUCAAGAAGCUUGCAGUUCGACUGAUGAUGAAGAAUGGGAUGACUCUGAAGAAUCAUCCACUCAGUGCGAUAGUCAUGAAUCACUUAGUGAUGAGGAACAGAAUGAAAUCCUUUGGAAAUCUUUCUUUACAACAGACAUCUACAAUCCAUGGAAUUUUUCUGCACAACUUACUAGUUCUUCCACAAGAAUAGUCACUGAAGAUUUAAAGGAACAGUGUUUAGAAAAGAAUGUGAAGAGGAAUGCCAGCACAGCUAAAGUAAAUGUAUCAUUUGCACAGAAACCAAUUUUACCACAGAGACAUUUCCAACACUUUUGCAAACUUGGUGCUAGGGAAAGUGUCAAAUUCCAUGUGUGGAGAAAGUCAUCGAAAUGCACUAAACUUGAAAAAGGAGACAAAGUGAUGGGUAAACCAACCUGUAAAAAGCUGAGAUUUUCUCCUGUUGUUGAAGUUCACACAAUGGUGGCAUGGUCCUUUGCUUUACGUGAAGCUCGGAAGGGCCAUUGGAUACAGGCAGCUUAUGACAGAGCAAGUUUCCUGGACAGGGUGCGGAACACAGAAAUGGCAAUUGGUUAUUGUCUCCAGAAGGAUCACAGACUGAAAAUCUGGGAAAAAAUUCACAGUCAUAAUUCAAAGAAUUAUGUACAGUAGUGUAAUUCUGUAGCCACUGAGUGUAAAAAGGACUUGAAGGACUAUGGUUUCUUUCCUUUUACUAUUUCGAUAUAUGGUUAUAACAAUGUUGCAAUAACAAGUCAUGAACUAUCUGGGACAUUGAUGGAUCUUUCCAAGUUGACCUGAUGGAGAUGUGAAAUUCUGAUGCAUUUUGCAAAUUUAAUGUUGGUUCCAUAUGUGUAGGCCUAGCUUUGAAUCAAGAAUAUUUUCUAAUCUUGAUAAUGGAAGAGCUUGCACUGUCUUCAAUACUGUAAUGUUCAUGAAGUUGAUUCCAGAAACUAAGCUCAUGUAGAACUGUUUCUCCGUUCUGAUUUUGUCUGUUAAAUUAUUACAUUUCAACAUUACAACAAAAUAAUUUUGUACAUUUAGCAUGCAUUUCUUAUAUUUUGUGUAUUAUAUUUAUUGAUUGAGAAACAUUGAAGAUUUCUGAAUAUCUAUUUUGAACUCAUUGUAGUGCAUGCAGUGUCAUGCAGUGUCAUGCAGUGCAUGACUCCAUUUUUCUGUUGGGCCUGGUAAUAUACUUUGGUCCACAUAUGUAUGUUAACAAGGUCAUAUGACAUCACAAAAUCUGACUUCUGUUUCAUCAAUCAGAUUAUGACAAUUUCAACACAAAAGCAGGAGGAAAAAUGUCUGAGUAUAACUGUCUGAAGAAAUCUGUUAAAUGUUACAGUUUUUGUCUAGAGAUAGUUGCCUUGCCUGUCACCCUGGUAUCAGGAGUUAAUCACUUUUCAUACCUGCAGAUACAGCUAGAUCAAGGGAUGAUUCAGAAAUCUACUCACCAGGCUGCCUUAUCAUUGGAAUAUCUGAUCUGCUGGCAUGUUAUCUAGUUUUUUGAAACAUUAUGAUUUCUACCUGAUUGGAAUGGUUUUCUAUUAAUUAGAAUUACUAUUUUGAUAAUGUAACUAUUGCAAAUUCAAAUAAUUAUGUUAAUGGCGAAUAUUUUGUCACUUCUUGUCAAGUUACCCCUCAACGUUGAAGAAUGCAUUGAAAUAAUGGUUUCUUCACUUACCAUCCUGCUGUUUGUCACAGUAUUUUUAAUGUUACUUUGUAACCUAUCUGCCUUUUGUUUUGUAGGCUUUAGUUAUGAAGUUAGGCAUUGAAUUUUAUAUCAAAGAAUAUUAAAACUGAUUUUUUGUUAAUUCAUAAUUUCCAAAUGUACCCUCGAGUAAGUGACUAAUGUGCAAAAUUGUCUUCCAGGGAAUUUCUCUAGGGAACAGGUUUUUGGGUUAAAACAUGUUCCAUUCAAAAAUUAAGUCAUCUCUAUGAGUACAGGCACAAUCCUGUUGAUGCCUAUUAGUGUACAGUAAGAAGUGUUAAUAGGCCAGGGAGUAAUGAAUAUUCUUCAUAAUUUGAAAUAAUUAGUUUUGUUUCACAUGUGCAUAUCUCAGAAGAGUGUGCACUUUGGUUGUAUCAA